This is a messenger RNA of Rotaria sp. Silwood1, 4236 nucleotides long. The record is from the annotation of a GenBank genome assembly. NCBI's taxonomy places the organism in Eukaryota, Metazoa, Rotifera, Eurotatoria, Philodinida, Philodinidae.
AUGACAUCUGACGUUGAAGAUCUUUUGAGAUUUUACGCUAAUUUACCGUCAAUAUUUGAAAUCGAUCCACCAACUACUAUUAAAUCAUCAUCCGAUACUAUAAAUACAAUUAUUAAUAAUGAAAAAACUUAUCAACCAAUAUUUGGUUCAUUCUUAUUUGUUAAUUCUGAACCAUUUACUAGGGCAGCAUUUAUCGAUUCUAUAUCACCAUCGAUUGAUAUAAAACAAACAACACAAGAAUCAAAAAUAGAUGAACAUGAUUCUAAUUUAAAAGAAGAAAAUAUUUCUAAUAGUACUAAUAUUCAAUCGACGUCACAUCCAUCAUUAGCACCUAUCGAAGACUUUAGUGAUAUCGAUGAUGAAGAUGAUAACUUUGAUGGUAUUUCUAUUCAACAUAAUUCGACUUUAAUAAAGAAAAAAUUUCAUAAUGAUAAUAAUUUAACAUCUAAUUAUUCUAAAAAUAAUAAUUUACUUGAUGGAUUUGUUCAUCAUGUUAAAAAUAAUCAUAAUCAAAAUGAUGAUAAUAAUAGUGAUUCAUUUUUAAAUGGUUUUACACACGAAGAACACCACCAACAACAAAAUUCAAUAAAAAUACCGUUUCUAUUUAAAGAUAUUCCUGAUAUUGAUGAUUUAAACGAACAUGAAGAAGAAGAUGAUGAUGAUAGAUUACUAUUUGAUCAUAUGGAUAUGUUCGAUCAAUCAGAUUCAAUAUGUUCAUCAUCACCUGAUUCUCUCUUAUCAUCAUCACAUCUGCAUGACGAUGAUGAUGACCAGGAUGACGAAGAGAUAAAUAAGGAUGACGAUGAUGUGACACUAUGGAAUGAUGAUUUUAUUCUUGGAAAAACAAGUUCACAAAAUGAUCGACCCAAUGCACCAUUACCACCUUCCAUUGCUUUAAAUUUAGAUCAACAUGAUCAAGUAGAUUUUAUUGAUUCAUCACCCAGUAAUUCAAUAUGUUCAAAUGGUUCAUCUCAUUUAAGUAUUGGUUAUAAUGAUCAAGCUCGAAUUUUUAUUAAUGAUGAUGAUUUUGUAACAUCAUCUGAUGAUGAUAAGGAUGAUGAGGAUAAAUUUCAUUUUGAAAAUAAUAUAUUCAAUUGUGAUAAUAAUGAUGAAUUAUCUCUACAAAUUAAUCUUGAUUAUCAUCGUUCAAGAUCAUCUUCAAGUCAACAAAGUCCUAGUACACAUUCAUCAUCACCUAUUCCAGAUCAAUCAUCUAUAGUUGACAUUGGUGAUGAUAUACAUGUAAUAAAACCUAUUCAAUCAGUUCCUAUUGCUAUAGCCGAUGAUGGUGAUGAUGAUGAUUUAGAAACGUUUACUUCUGAUCAACCAGUAUUAUCUAGAGUAUCAUUAGAAAACCUACUUCGGUUAAAAAAUGAUAUGAGACAAAAUGAAAUCGUUCAUGAUAUUAUUAAUAUGAGACAUAUGUUUAAUGAACAUGAUAAUGAUGAUGAGUUCAUUGCUGUUAUGCAUAAUCCAAGUAUAUUUGAACAAGUAUUAUAUGAUAAUGAUCAUCAACAGCAAUUGGAUUUAGUCAAGCAAACAAAUAUUGUUCCUAGUGUAUUUCAUACAUCACCACAGGCAUUCAACGAUAAUAAAAUUGAAAGCAAAUCAAUUGAGCAUUACGAAAAUAUACAACAACAAUCAUCCCCAUCAUCAUCAUUAUUAUCAAUAUCGAACAGUGAAAAGAACAGUCGUUCUAACAUAAAAACAACAAAGAAUGUUUCUGUUACUACUGUCAAUCACCUUCUCAGAGAAAAAGAAGAGAAAGAAAAUGUUGAUACUAUUAAUAGUACUAACCUAAUAGAAAAUAUAGAAGAGAAAGUACAAGAAAAUUCCUGUUCAAAUAUCAACAUAAAAGAUAUUAUGAACAAUAAACACGAACAACAAAAUCAUUAUCAAAUGAUGAGUUCAGAUGAUGAAUUUGAUAAUGAUUUAGAUUUAUUAAAUACUCUUGCUCAAAUUCAUGGUUUAGUUUAUAUACCUCGAUUAUCUUCUGAAGCAAAUCAAAAGACAAAUGAAAAAAUUCAACAAUAUGAACAAGAAAACAGUAAUAUUAUUCAUAACUUAAUAUCGAAUAAUAAUGAUAAUGAACGUCAUAAGAAAAACAAUGAAAGAAAAGAUGAAACAAUUCCAUCAAUAUGUUUUUCUUUAACAUCAUUAACAUCUUCUGGUUUAUUGAAUAAUGAUGAAUCGCAUUGUAGUGAUAUUAUUUUCGACUCUGAUGCAACAUCUUCGUUAAUAACGUUAACAAAUGAAUCAAACAGUUCAAUAACAUCAUCGAAUCAUUUAAUAAUCGAUAACUUACAACAAACAACAACAAAAAAUAAUACCGAUUCUAAUUCUGAUGAUUUACAAAAUCAAUUUAUGUCUUAUGAAUCUUUACUUAAUGACGACACCGAUAACAAUGAUCUCAUUGAUUAUCUAUAUUGGAUUAUAAGUCAUUUAAAUGAUGAUUUAAAAUCUUCAUCUACAUUUCAUUCAAUAGAAAAUCUUGAAAAUAUUAUUCAAGACAAUCAUAGAGUAACAAACAUUAUUCAAAAUGGUAUAUUGUCUAAUAAUGAAUUUCAACAAUCUGAUAUUAUUAUUCAAAGCGAAAAACAGCAAGAAAAUCAUGUAGUAUCUUCUAUCAAUACUGAUCUUAGACAAAUAGUUGAAAAAUUGACUUCAAAUAUUCUUCAAUUAGAAUUAGAUGACAUCCAUGAAUCUAAAAGAGUUGAAAAUUUUGUUGAUCAAAUCUUAUCACAAGCAAUUUAUGAAGUUAAUAAUGAAGAUAACAAUUUGACAGUUGAUAAUCGUGGUUUAGUUGUUGAUUGGUAUAACCAAACAAAUGAUCAAUCACCCGAUCCAUUUGAUCAAACAUUUGACAGUAUAUGGAUUAAACAAUUUGAAGUACCUGAUGAUAUUAUAAACCAAAAUAAUAUUGAUAUAAUAUCAUUUUAUUCGAAUACAUUUGAUGAAUCAAACUUAUUUUCUCCAAUAUCAAAUGAAGAAAACCAUUUAAAAGAGUCUCUGUCGUCAUCAUUACUAAUAAAUCCUUUUGAUUCAAUUAUUACAACUAAUAAUCUGACAAAAUAUUCAUUGAUAGAAUCGUCAACUGAGAAUCAACAUGUUAUUGACGCACCAACAACAACAGAAAGCAAUGACAAUGAUAGUUUAAGUACCGGCAGUGACGAUGACAAUAAUGAUGAUGAUCAAUCGAAAAAAGAAGCCAAUAUGUUUGCCAACACAUCACAGUUUGAAGCGUAUGCUAGUGAUCAACCACUUAAUACCCUAGGUGUUAAAUCAAUAACAGGUGAAGUUGAUAAUGAAUUUCAUGAAGCAUCAUCAGAAGCAUUUCAACAACAAUCUGACAUAAUGAAAUCUACUGCUGGUGAUGAUGAACCAUGGGAACUUGAAGAUAAUGGCGAAGAAAAAAUAAAACCAAUGCCAGCAACUAUAUCACAAAGAUACAAUUCAUAUGAUAAUGUUCCUUUGGAUUCUCCAACAUUAAGAGUAGCACCAGCAUUGCCACCAACAAUAAAAGAAUCUGAAGAUGAAGAAAAUACUGGCGAAAGUGAUGGAGAAGAUUAUGAUAAAUAUUUUAGUAAACAUAAAUCAACUGAAGAAACUAGUGCAGCACCAUUAUCAAAAACAGUACGAUUUGAUGAAAAUAUAGAAAAGGUUGCUGUUUUAACACCAAAAGAUAGUCUUAAUGAAUCUUUGGCAUCAACUACAACUAGUGAUACAGAUGAGAUUGAAGAUGAAGAUGAUAUGACACCAAAUUUUCAAACAAUUAGUGAUCGAAUUACUGAUUUUAUGCAUGUGAAAGACACAAAGGAGAAAGAAAAUAAUGAUGAUAAAAAAAUUGAUAAUGAAACAAAUGAAGCUACAACACAUAAUAUUACUCAUCAACAAGAAAAUCAUAUAUCAUCCACAGAAAGUGAAGAUUUGCCACCACCAUUACCACCGCUACCACCAUUAAAUAAAAAAUCAACCUCUUCAACUGAUAGCAUUCCAUCAAAAAUAGCGGCAUCAUCAUCAUCAUCACCAAAACCUAAUAUAGAUUUAAAACGUACAAUAAAUUUACGUUCUGAACCAGAAAUUACCCCAACUAUUCAAACAACAACUGAUGCAAAAUUAUUAUUAAAUGAUACAGAUCGACCACUAGCUCGAUCAUUUGAUUCAGGUAUAGUAAUAAAUAUGAUUUGUAUUUAUAAUAUAGUUGAGAACAUAAGUUUAGAUGAGCUGUAUUUUUAA